GGGCUUCCGCUUUCCCCUUCUCCCUCCUCUCGCCCGUCCUGCGGUAGCUGCUGCCAGCACGGUGUCCGCUGCCGGACGCGGUGUCGGCUUGUGGUCGGUUGGCUUCGGCUUCGGUGUCGCUGCGGGCGAGUUGGGCCGUCAUGGCUGAGCUGGAUCCUUUCGGCGCUCCCGCCGGUGCGCCCGGUGGCCCCGCGCUGGGGAACGGAGUGGCGGGCGCCGGAGAGGAAGACCCGGCCGCGGCCUUCUUGGCGCAGCAGGAGAGUGAGAUUGCGGGCAUCGAGAACGAUGAGGCCUUCGCCAUCCUGGACGGUGGUGCCCCCGGGCCGCAGCCGCACGGCGAGCCGCCGGGGGGUCCGGAUGCCGUUGAUGGAGUGAUGAAUGGUGAAUACUAUCAGGAAAGUAAUGGUCCAACAGACAGUUAUGCAGCCAUUUCAGAAGUGGAUCGAUUGCAGUCAGAGCCUGAAAGUAUCCGUAAAUGGAGAGAAGAGCAAACGGAGCGCUUGGAGGCCCUUGAUGCCAACUCUCGGAAGCAAGAAGCGGAGUGGAAAGAAAAAGCAAUAAAGGAGCUAGAAGAAUGGUAUGCAAGACAGGAUGAGCAGCUACAGAAAACAAAAGCAAGCAACAGGGUGGCAGAUGAAGCUUUCUACAAACAACCCUUCGCUGACGUGAUUGGUUAUGUCACAAACAUAAACCAUCCUUGCUACAGCCUAGAACAGGCAGCAGAAGAAGCCUUUGUAAACGACAUUGAUGAGUCAUCCCCUGGCACUGAGUGGGAGCGGGUGGCCCGCCUGUGUGACUUUAACCCCAAGUCCAGCAAACAGGCCAAAGAUGUCUCUCGCAUGCGCUCAGUCCUCAUCUCCCUGAAGCAGGCCCCUCUGGUGCAUUGAAGAGCCACCCUGUGGAAACACUACGUCUGCAAUAUCUUAAUCCUACUCAGUGAAGCUGUUCACGUAAUUGGAUUAAUUAUGUUGAGUUCUUUUGGACCAAACCUUUUGUCUUUAGAGUUGAUCAUUGUUUGUGAUUGCAUGUUUCCUUCAACUGUGUUCUCCCUGGCAUACAGAGAAGAGAGGGGAGGAGGAAGAGGAAGGGAGGGAAGCUCCCUACAGUAGCCUCAACCCGUGCUUUUGUGCAUUAUUCUAAGAAUAAAUUUCUGUUUCAAACAAUA
Psammomys obesus (fat sand rat) is the source of this 1165-nucleotide messenger RNA. RefSeq names its product clathrin light chain A (gene Clta). Gene Ontology annotation, molecular function: structural molecule activity; clathrin heavy chain binding. NCBI's taxonomy places the organism in Eukaryota, Metazoa, Chordata, Mammalia, Rodentia, Muridae. Gene Ontology annotation, cellular component: synaptic vesicle membrane; plasma membrane; postsynaptic endocytic zone cytoplasmic component. Gene Ontology annotation, biological process: intracellular protein transport; clathrin-dependent endocytosis; clathrin coat assembly. The transcript has 7 exons. The record is from RefSeq and is a predicted model, not a curated record. The coding region runs from base 141 to 887 and encodes 248 amino acids.